Messenger RNA from Eucalyptus grandis, 6337 nucleotides. Its product is annotated as crocetin glucosyltransferase 3. Gene Ontology annotation, molecular function: UDP-glycosyltransferase activity. Lineage: Eukaryota; Viridiplantae; Streptophyta; Magnoliopsida; Myrtales; Myrtaceae. The record is from RefSeq and is a predicted model, not a curated record. The transcript has 2 exons. The coding region runs from base 4568 to 6106 and encodes 512 amino acids.
UCUGUAUAUUCCCUUUUGGCAUCUCAAUAUGCUAACCACACAUUUUUUUUUCUUAACUUGCAACUUUGUUUUACACAAACGCUUUUUCAUAAUGAAAAAGAAAAAAUUGUCUUGAAGAAGGGCUAUAUGAGCUAUAUGCAUAAUGCAUCGAAUCAUCAUUUGGACAUAAUUCAUCCGAGAUGCUUGCGGAACAUAUAUUUGAAUUGGGAUUUUAGUAAAUAUCAUUGGUUAUUGUCGAUUUAUCACUUUGACAACGUUUCUCAACGUGGCAUUAGUCAUAUAACUUGGUACGAAUGCUUUGUUGAUUAAUAUAGAUAAUAAAGAUCGAUUGAAUUCUGGUUUCAUGAUUAAGCGGGGUGGGUUGCUAGGUUAAUCUUCCCCGAGGUAUAGUCGUCGGUCCAAAGGUGUGAAAGCGCUGGAGGGCCUUGUGACCCUGAAUAGCGUAAGCGAAAGGGGGCUCAGGCGGAUUCUUAAUCACCAAAAAAAAAAAAAAAAAGAAGUUGAUUGAAUUCUCUUUUAAAUCUAUAAUCCUUUCUUCGAACUUUUUAUUGUUGUCGUCACGUAGUUUUUUCUUCGAGUUCAUUUAAAUUAGCAUAAAUCAUUCAUCUUUUGAUACAAUUUUUAUAUCCAUAUGAGUGGAUUAUGCGUAUUAAACAUAUCCAUUCGUAGUUUAGCCUUUGUAAUCUGUAGAUUUUAUUCUUAUGAUUUAUAUAUACAUUUCUUAAAUUUUAAGGGCAUUAUUCUACUCUUCUCUAGAUAUCUUUAUCAAAAUUUCGCAAUUUUACUAAACAAGUGCGAAUAAAGAUGUGAUUAACUAUUCCAUCAAAAAUCACGUGUAAGUUCCUCUACCAGUAAACAGUUUUCCCUUUUCUUUGAUGAAUUUAUUUUCAAAAACUUCUGCAUAUUGUGAGAAAAAAUUAGGAUAAAUUGUAUAAUUAAAAUCAAUCCACUUAUACACCUUUUUCGGUCAACAAAAACAACCAAAAUCAUCCUUAUAUGAAAAGCACGAGUGUCUCCGUCCAAGCUUGACUCUCAAGAGAUGGAUGAAGUUUCAAUUUUAUGAUUUUUUUUUUUUUUUUUGCUGGUUAUUUCGACGUAACAAGGUUUUAAAAAAAAAAAAACAUUAUCUCUCUCCCGAAAGAAGGUCAAUGAGCCAUCAAAUGUUUUGUCGAGAUUUCUAAUUUUAUGCCUAAAAGCACUUAUUUUCUCCGUGCUAGUAAAUAUCAAUAAGCGUUGAUAAAUAUCAAAGAGCCCCUAAUUCUUCUUCUUCUUUUUUUGAAAGGAUAUUGUAACUUUUUUCCUAGUGACAUGUUAACUUACCAAAACUUUUACAAAGUUAUCAACUUGUUCUGAUGGUUUGUGAAGUUAUUAAUUUAGCAACAUUUAGUCUGGUAACAUGAAAUUAUCAACCUAUAUUAGAGUGAUUUAUCAACUUUUAUCAAUUUAAAUUAUCAAUUAGUAUUAAGUUAUCAUCUCUCAUUUGAAUUACUACGAACAUUUAAUGAUUUUUGAUUGAAUUAACCAACUUUUCUAUUGAGUUGCCAAUUUUUUAUUCCUCGGUUUACCAACUUUCAUAUGAGUUACUUACCAACAUGUAUAUGACUUUUUUUUUCCUGACUUUUCACAUUUUAUAAAUUCUUAUUUGCAUUUCUUAGUAACCCUACGAUUUACUAACUCUGUUUUACAAUUAUCAAUCUUAAUUAGAAUGACUCCCCAAUUUUUCCCCAAUCAAGUCACCAACUCUCACUGAAAUUAGAAUAAUGUCAUCAGUGGUCCCUUUACUAUCAUUUCUAUUGAGAACACAAACGCAAAGUCAAGCUACCAAGAAACAAAUUAAUGAAAGCACAAUAACAUAGAUGCACACGUAAGCUUGUGAGGUUUGACGCCUACGGGUGAGUGCUAAUCUAGGGGCUUAAGGCUCCCACUUCAUGAGUCAUGACCUCUUGUGUCAAGUCGUCUUCCUCCUUGCGACUUGCAGAUAGCAUCGGCUUGUUCAUCCUAUAUCCAUCCUCAGCUUUCUAGAUGCAACCCGGGGUUUUGAGUCUCCGGAUGUGUGCACAAAUGUGUCGUGGUAAGCAAGAAAACAUGCAUACACUACUUUUAAUUGCCAAUAUGAACAUUCAUCCCUAAACCUCCUGCAAAACAAAUUUUAGCAAUUGCAAGACCAUUUAAUAUGAUCGUUUGCAAUAUAUCUUAAUUCACACGUGAUAAUCUGGAAGAUCAAACAAAAAUGUCUUAUUAAAAUAGAGAGUCGGGUAUAAGUCCUCUAUUUGGUUUUAAACCAAUUCCUAAUUGGAGUAGUCAAGUUGUCGCGAAUCUCCCAAUGUGGACUCUAGGAGGUUGACAAGAUAUUGCUUGUUGCUUACGUAUAAGGAAGGCGUAGGCCAUGUUUAAAUCCUCCUGGAUUUGGCCAGCGUCUUGACAUGGAUUAUGUAAUAUAUGUUUAUCUAGAACUCGUGACUAAUCUAUUCUGAGGUUGGUUAUGGAUCUAUCAAGAUCUAGUGGUGAUGUGGGAGAAACAUCUCAAACCCAGACUUAAGUCAUUAGUUUGUAUAAACUAGAAAUUCUAAGUAAGGGGAUUUGAUUACACUAGAGCAUCUUUGUGUCCAAGAUUAGUAUUGACCUUUUUACGAGAGGCCUCUAGCUAUGACCCUAAAAUCUAUGUGGAGGCACUGCCACCUAUUCGUUGUACACUAACUCUCAAGUUUUAAUUAGAGAACGAGAAGCACAAGCCUAUUGAACGACAGGAGACAUAUAGAACUUGAAUCUAAACAAGUGUCAGUUCAUCAUGCGAAAACUAAUAAACAAGUCCAUUCAUUUGCUCUCUAAGCAUGCAGGCACGCAAUUGCGCUCGAUCAGUAACUCAACCGCCUCGACUCUGGUGAAAUCGGAAGAACUACCGACCAGGUCGCAAACCUGAAGUGAUGUGCUUCAGAUUCGGCCAUGACAGGAAUGACACGACUUCCACAUUAGUUGGCAAGAACCCGAGACGAGCAAGAGAGAGGGAGGCUCACGUGAACCUGCCUUGCUCGGCCAUGGCUCAAGGCCAGGCCUUGGGCCAUCCGUGGGCUUGGCUCCGUUCGGUUGUGGGUAUUCGGGCCCUCCUCCCACCCUUAUUAAUCCUUCGGCCGCGGUCCUCCAAAUCCACCUCAGACCUCUAAAAAGUUCUGGAAUUCAUCAAUUGAAAACAAAAACGAUGGUUUAACCGCGAACUGUAUAAUUUCAUGAACGGAGCCUUGUUUGGUGACGUUAAUUAUGUAGCAAGAAUACUAAGUCCCGUAGUAUAAGAUUGGAACGUAUGUUGGGGUAAUCCAUGGAUGCGAGGACUAAGGUUAAACACGCAUGGAGCUGCAAACGUCUUGGAAGGCCUGAUCACAGCUCGGAAAAAGUCGUGAUAUAGGAAUUACUAGAUCAGUCAAAAUGGGUCAUAAACUAAUUUCUUAACACAUAUAUAAUAAGUUGAGUUGUUAUAUUCAUUAGUUAAAAUGGUAAAACGUAAAAUGUAAAAAAUGAGUUUACAAUUUACUUUGAUGGUGCCCACCUUUAUGACUCUCUUUUAUUCUCUCUCGCCCUUACUCGAUUUUGCAUUUGCUCACUCUGCAUUCUCAUUUCAAUUUUGAUAAGUUUUCCUAAAUUUGAUUAAAUAUAAAAGUGUUAUAGCAAUAUAUGUCGUGUCAAGUUUGUUUCACAAUAUUUCCAUUGCAUUGAAAUUGGGAAAAAAAAGGGAUUAAUGGAUCUAUUUAGAUCGAACCAUUUUUGACCCGUCACAAUCCAACCUACCCGCUUGACGAGUCUAGGAAUAACCCUGAAAUGACAUGCAUAUGACAAUCUAAAAGAACAUGCGAGAUUUUGUGCUUUGAAACCGACGGAGUCUACGCUGACAUGGAGGAUUUUAUAGAUCCCAAGUCGAAGUUGAAGGAGAAAGAUGAUCCAUAUCCAGGGGUAAACACCCUACUAGUAGAUUUAACAUGGUGGCUAAGCUUUCUCCAUCCAAAUGAAAGGGAUGGAUCUUUUAAUCACCGAAGAUUCCAUUUAAAAGAUCAUGUUCUUGUGAAUAAAAAUUCAAUGAGUAGGACGAACAACCCCCAUUCAAGCCAGCUAGCCACCGUCCCGGGAUGCCACGUCAACCUCGAUCCUCCAUGGCUACGAGACGUCUGAAACUUGAUCUUCGUAUAUUUUAUCUUCAAAAUGUCAGCUUUUUCAUAGUUCCAUGUACUACACCCGUCGAACCCGUAUUAGAAUGUUAGGUAGAAGGAAAAUUUCGAGCUGCGGGUUCAAAUUGGUCACCUCCACUGUGAACGAAAAGAACAGGAGCACCGAAAUCGCUGACCCCAAUGACAAUUACUAAUCUUCUAUAAGAAACAAAUCUUCAUGUAGAUGACAAAUUUUUCACGUGGAUGACAACCUUGGUAGCGUGCUGUCAAUAAAAGAUUACAUAAAGAGAAGACAACAUAGCCCAACAACAGAGGUACAAAACAGCAACCGGCGCACGUGACGUUCUCUUUCCUUUCGAGCAUAUGGCAUGACAUAUUGAGUUGGGGUUUUCUUGGAAGCCCCAAGAUUCAAAAUGGAUUCUCAGUCUCAAUCUCAUGGCCACAUAGUUAUGCUACCUUUCAUGGCCCAUGGCCAUCUCAUCCCCUUCCUCGCCCUCGCCCGUCGCAUCCGCCACCAAACCCCCUUCGUCGUCACUCUCGCCGCCACUCCUCUGAACCUCCAGUACCUCCGCUCCAUCAUCUCCCCCUACGACGCCGACUCCAGGAUCCACCUCCAUGAGCUCCCGUUCCGCAGCUCUGAACACGGCUUGCCCCCCGACACCGAGAACACCGAGAACUUGCCCAUCAAUCAGAUCGUGGCGCUUUGCCAUUCAUCCGUGUCUCUCGCUGCUCCCGUGGAGCGCCUUAUCUCCGACAUAACCACUGAAGAGGGCCGGCCACCUCUUUGCGUGAUCUCGGAUGUGGUCUUUGGGUGGUCCACGGACGUCGCCAGGCGGCUCGGGACGAAGAGCAUCGCCUUCACCACGUGUGGUGCAUACGGCACUAUGGCCUACGUCUCCCUCUGGCUUCACCUCCCGCACCGCUCCACCGAUGCUGAGGAGUUCUCGGUGCCUGGAUUUCCUGAACGGUGCAGGUUCCACCGCUCUGAUCUCCACCGGAUCAUCCGAGAGGCAGACACUACCGACCAGUGGUCCAAGUUCUUUCAGGUUCAGCUCAAGCUCUCUUUGGCCUCGGAUGGUUGGUUGUGCAAUUCGGUUGAGGAAAUUGAGCCUCUUGGGUUGGAUCUGCUGAGGAAGUACUUGAAGCUCCCUGUUUGGGCCGUUGGUCCUUUAGUCCCUUCUGACUUGCUUCAAAAAUCAUCACCGAUCUCUCCCGACUCAACAUUAAGAUCCAUCCAAAAGCGUACGGGAAAAGCUCUAGGAGUGUCCCUAGAGAAAUGCCUAGACUUCCUCAACUCACAUGGUCCAAACUCUGUUUUGUACAUUUCCUUUGGUUCUCAGAACACUAUAGGUCCUGGCCAGAUGAUGCAAUUAGCCAUUGGAUUGGAAUCAAGUGGCAAGCCUUUCAUUUGGGUCGUUAGGCCGCCGCUCGGUUUCGACAUUAAAGGCGAGUUCCGACCCGAGUGGUUGCCGCCAGGGUUCGAGGACCGGAUGACCAGGAGCAAGCAGGGUUUGCUGGUGUGGAAUUGGGCACCACAAUUGGAGAUCCUAUCGCACGGAUCGACGGGGGCAUUCCUGAGCCACUGUGGGUGGAACUCGAUCGUGGAGAGCCUGAGCCAGGGGGUGCCGAUCGUGGGGUGGCCCAUGGGGGCCGAACAGGCGUACAACGUCAAGAUGAUGGUCCAGGAGAUGGGGGUGUGCGUGGAGCUUACGCGUGGGUUCGAGAGCCAGAUCGACGCUGAGGCAGUGAAGCGGGUAAUCGAAUUGGUGAUGGAAGAGGAGGGAAAAGGAGGGGAGAUGAAGAGGAGGGCCUAUGCAGCGAUGCUGCAAAUGAGAGAAGCUGUGAAAGAAGGCAGUGAUGAUGACCGGGGGUCAAGCGUCAAGGCCAUGGAUGAUUUUGUGAGGACCAUUUUAGGUGAGCCUGCGAAGGAUACAUCAUCCUCUUCCUCUUGAGUCAAUCAUCACUCAAAAAAAAGGUCUGUCAACUUAUAAAGACAGAACUAGAAAGUCGAGACACUCAUGUCCUCAAGCAAUAGAACCGAAGAAUAAAAAUAUCGCUUUCUUGAAUGCAGCACCUUUUAUUCAGGUACAAUCCAACCUCCACGCUUUGUAGUUUUGUCUUGAAAUAUUCCGUGUGUAUGAAACAAAAAAAAACAAAAAAAGUUCUUCGCGUGUAAUACUCAA